AUUCUUCACAAACUCUCAGUGCAACAAUCCCCAGAUUCAUCAUUUCAACGGACAGUCCUUGUGUUCUUGAUCGACCCUCAUCCCCAAUAAUGCCUCCAGCGCCGAAACCUGUAACACGGUCCAAAGCGAAUCAUAAGCGCUCUUUGCAGGCGUGUUUGAUCUGUCGGUCAAGAAAAGUACGAUGCGACGUUUCAGUCCAUGGCCAACCAUGCACGAAUUGCUCUCUAGACGACAAGGAUUGUCAAUUAUCGCGAGCUCCGGCUGUUUGGACCCAGAAGGCUUCCGAAAGGCGAGUACUACGGAAUUCGGUUAAUGUAGCCAACAUCCGAAAUAGCGACGUCGCCUCGAACGCGACUGAGCAAUUGAGUCUCGAUAGCCAUUUAUUGCUACCGCAGUUCACAAGCUCUGAGUCCUCGUUACAUGCAGUGGGAGCUGGUGGGCCAUGGCAAAAUUGGGCCAUGGACUCUCUGGACUUUGCAUCCAUACCCGAGCCUGCCGCAUUCGAUAGCUGGAGCCCCUCCAUGCCCACUGAGAAGCAGCCUCGAUUGGAUCCCGUUGUAAACAUCUUUGAGCAGAGUACAGGGUCACCGAGUGAUAUGGGUAGUACAAAGGAUGGGGUCGUUCUAUACUCCUACUUCCAGUUUCUGACUGUCGGGAACCUUCAUGCUAUUCCCUAUCAAGAUGUCACCUAUCUCGAAGCUCAAGGAUGCUUACAUGUUCCUAACCCUCUGAUCUUGGAUGCUUUUAUGAAGGCGUACUUUACAUACGCCCAUGUAUUUAUCCCUCUUAUUGACGAGGGAGAGUUCUGGGAAAUGUUCUCUCCAGCCGCAAGUAGCUCACAAAGGAGCACGAUGUCACUUCUCGUCCUUCGGGCCAUGCUACUCGCUACCAGUGCUUAUGUUCCUCUUCCUGUCCUGCGCCAACUUGGAUAUCAUGAUAUAUGCUCUGCGAGGGCUGAUCUAUAUCGAAAGGCAAAGCUUCUGUUUGACAUGGAGGCCGAGACAGCUCAUCUGCCACUUGCUCACGCUGCAUUAAUGCUCAUGAACUGGGUUCCUGAAUCACCUACGACCACUGCACCUGUACCGUACAGAACAUGGCUAAGCCUCGCGAUCCAUCAUGCCAAGCUCAUCAAUGCGCACCGUCACGCGGGAAUAUGUGACCUUGGAACAUCGGCAAACGAACCACGGUCAAAAACACUUCGAAGGCUUUGGUGGUGCUGCAUCAUCUGCGACAGAUUAUCAUCUCUCGCUUGCCGCUUCCGUCUUCAGAUCACACCUGAUAUGCUCGACAUGGAAAACUGCGUCCCGCUGGGUUUCGCGGAUCUACAGAGCGAGAUACAUCGAUCCAAUGUUCUCUCGCCUGCGACCAAGCGUCAACUUAUAUCUCUGUUCUCCAAGACCCUGAGCCUGUUGAUGCUAUUAACAGAAAUUAUUCCAAUCGCAUACCCUUUCGAGACACAGCUCGAGUCAAGUCCAGACUUCUCGGUACAGGAAGAGGAGAAAGUCAGAAAGUCUUGUGAUCUUCUUGAGGAGUGGUAUAAUACAGCCAAGUCAGAGUUCCCUCCCUUUCACAAGCCCAUCUCAUCGGAGGGAAGUGAUUCAGCCAGUUCCAUCGCUGUACAUACAAAUCUUAUGUACAUCUAUUACUACACGUCUUGCAUUGCUCUUUGCAAUCGCAGAGUCUUCUCGCAGGUUUCUGGGACAGGCAGCCCCGACUUUCAUCGCGAGGAUUUCCAAGACGGCAACAGAAAUAAUGAGAUUCGCGGAGAUAUCGAAGACUCGGUUCAGAGUCUGUCAAAAUGCAUAGGCUCCUUGACAGGGUCUGGCCUGAUAAAGUAUCUUCCCAUCACAGUUUCGGGCUGCCUUGCGAUCCCCCUCGCGUUGCAUCAUAUGAACACAAGUCUAUCAUGUGAAGACGAGUUAGCCCCGAGCCAUCUCGAAGGUUGGCCUAUUUUUAGUUUCGAUCCUACACAAAGACAGCUUCGAGUCAUACUAGACGCAAGCGACACUUUCUCAGCUCAAUACUAUGGCUCCCAGUGGGUCAAGGAAGCAGCAGAGCACGUCGCCAAUCUAGCCAAAUCGUUCAACAAGCUUUCAUUACAGUCAGGUCAAGAGGCAAUGAAAGACUGGGUCGACAUUCUUGUGAGGCAUCCAGAAGUAUAUCUGGGACUUGCUUGGACUGUGGAUAUGUGCAUCAAUCGGAGGAAGCUACCUGAAAAUCAAGACUUCCCUUUAUGUCUUCGCAACGAUGUAGAGAGGCUUAACGCAGCCCCUGAGAAGGUAGACCAUGGGACGUUAGACUCUCAGUCUUUGGAUGGACAGAAGGACAUUCAGCUGACGCAGUCACUAGAUUAUCUUUUAGGUAUUCAGGAACCCAUGAUUGGCGUUCUGUAGGACAUCACGAUGCAAUCUUUAAAAAAAAAUCGAUCAUCAGUUAUUAAACCUUGUGUAUUUCUCAACCAGAGGGAAUUCAUUCGCCUGCCUGUUUCUUUCUCCUAUUCGGCCUUCAUAGCAAACGGGCACCCAGGGCCACUCCACUCAGAUCUGAUAUACUGGCAAUACGCUUGAUCACUCCCCCUGA
Messenger RNA from Fusarium verticillioides 7600, 2580 nucleotides. RefSeq lists its product as hypothetical. The transcript is spliced from 7 exons. The record is from RefSeq and is a predicted model, not a curated record. The coding region runs from base 90 to 2393 and encodes 767 amino acids. Gene Ontology annotation, molecular function: DNA binding; zinc ion binding; DNA-binding transcription factor activity, RNA polymerase II-specific. Lineage: Eukaryota; Fungi; Ascomycota; Sordariomycetes; Hypocreales; Nectriaceae. Gene Ontology annotation, biological process: DNA-templated transcription; regulation of DNA-templated transcription.